Helianthus annuus (common sunflower) is the source of this 1667-nucleotide messenger RNA. Its product is annotated as ABC transporter G family member 22. Gene Ontology annotation, cellular component: membrane. The record is from RefSeq and is a predicted model, not a curated record. Gene Ontology annotation, molecular function: ABC-type transporter activity. Lineage: Eukaryota; Viridiplantae; Streptophyta; Magnoliopsida; Asterales; Asteraceae.
GGAAUGGCAUGAUGGAUUAUAUGGGUUUGAAAGUAUGUGAAAUCGAGUACAUGUCGUAUGCUUGUUACGAACGAUUAAUGCAAUUUGAAUGUGAAAUUAUGCAAAUGUAUGCUCAUUACCAAGUAAAAUGAUGUAUGCUAACAAGAAUGUGGCGAUUCAAAAAGAGAUCUAGGGUUUCUCGUGGCGAUGCAAGAUCUGGCUUUCUCAAUGACACCAGAUCAACGAAUCUCUCUCUAUACGACACCCAAACGACUGAAGACUUUGACAUCUAAUCAGUGACGUAUGAGCAAGGUAUGGUUCCGGCAAACUGAAGACUUUGACAUCUAAUCUGAAUGGUAUUGGGUCCCCUAUGAAACCCCUUAUAAACGACGAUCACACAAAAUCGACGAUUUUAGGGUUCAGUUUUGGUAAUCUGAUGAGGAAAUUUAGCAUCAUGUUAUGGGUUGCCGGUAAUUCGUUGCAUUAGUUGUUACAAGUGAAGACCCCCAGAGAGACAUGAAGCCCUAGGUUGCUCGAUGUCAAGAUACAAUGAUAGGAUGCACUUUUGUUCGGGGCGUUUCAGGCAGGGAGAGAAAACGAGUUUGUAUUGGACUCGAAAUAAUAAUCAAUCCUUCCCUCUUGUUCCUUGAUGAACCGACAUCCGGCUUGGACUCUACGACUGCUUUGAAGUUCAUUGAACUAUUGCAAGACAUAGCUGAGACAGAGAAGACCGUGAUCACCACAAUUCACCAGCCAGCCAUCGAGCCGACUUUUCCACAAAUUUGAUAAUCUCAUCCUACUUGGCAAAUGGAGCUUGCUUUAUUUCGGGAAAGCAUCAGAAGCCAUGGUAUACUUUUCAUCAAUAGGAUGUUCUCCAUUAAUUUCCAUGAAUCCCGCAGAGUUUUAGCUGGACUUUUAUGGUGGCAGUCAGAAGUUCACAGUCCUAAAGACCUCGAUAAUCAAGCUGGGUUGUUGUUCUUCAUUGAGGUAUUAGGCAUUUUUCCGGUUUUCACAGCGAUUUUUACAUUCCCACAAGAACGCGCAAUGUUAAACAAGGAAAGAGCAGCAGAUAUGUAUAGAUUAAGUGCAUAUUUUAUGGCGAGAACAACAACUGACCUUCCACUUGAUCUGUUUCUCCCAUUGCUUUUUCUCCUUGUUGUUUAUUUCAUGGCAGGCUUGAGAUUAACCGCCGAUUCGUUUUGCUUAACUAUUGUCUUCCUAUGUAUAGUUGCAGCUCAGGGACCUGGGCUAGCUAUUGGUGCUACGUUGACCGACUUGAAGAAAGCAACGACUUUGGCUUCUGUAACCGUGAUGGCCUUCAUGUUGGCCGGUCGUUAUUUUGUGAAGGAUCGGUUUGAUCCAAUUGCUGAUUCGACUACUAGCCGUCUCGAUCUGAUUCCCCACAUGGUUUACGGGAGAAGUUUAAAACAACAGGACUAUGGAGAGAUGUACUGUGCUACACUGACAGUCAACUCUUCAUUUCAGUUUGUAAAGGAGUUUAUACUGCUUAGCAUUGAUUGGUCUUGUUCUUGGUUCAUCAACAGUGGCAAGAGGCUAACACACAUGAGGAGCUACUUGAAACCCUUUUGAGAACUUGGUGGUUGAAUCACCCAUGUACACAUCCAAAUUCAUGAAAGUUGUAUAGUUUAAUAGUUUAUAAUAAUCCAUUUGAAUUCCUUCUGCUUCCA